Molecule: messenger RNA, 2320 nt
Organism: Cynoglossus semilaevis (tongue sole)
Lineage: Eukaryota; Metazoa; Chordata; Actinopteri; Pleuronectiformes; Cynoglossidae
Gene: pabpn1
Product: poly(A) binding protein, nuclear 1
Exons: 7
Coding region: 684-1382 (232 amino acids)
Cellular component (GO): nucleus
Molecular function (GO): poly(A) binding
Source: RefSeq, a predicted model, not a curated record
GAAUUUGAAGUCGUAAAAUGUCCAUAUUCCUAAUUGUUUAAGUUUUGUGAGUCUCCUCACAAGGACAUUUGAAACCACUUGCGUUAUAUUUUCGUAUUUCCGGUCACAAUUUUAUUUCUUCAAAAUAAAAUAACAUUUGCUCUUGCAGUCCGUUGAACAUGUUGACUUAGUUCAGAGUUUAACCUGCCGAGUAUGUAAUUGACAGGAAUUUCAUCCAAUCAAAGGCUCGUUUUCGAUAGACGCCUCGGAACGUGCCGACGUCCAUCUAAUAGAAAGACGGCAGACGCCACAAAGCUUUGUGACGACACGUAGGUUGACAAAUCGGAUCGAGAGUUUAACGGCCGCAGUGUCGCGUAGUUCCGCCCAUGGCAUCCAUGUCUGGAGUAGAGGGACGGCACAUUUUUCUCGCUUUUCCGUGUACACAUUUUUGGUAAAUACACCGGCAAUCCCGAGUACAAAUAGAAGACGGUGGGUCAUACGGCAGCCUCCGGCCCAAACUGUGUGUUGUUUAAAUAUUGUGUGAAACUCCUACAUUCAGUUUACACAAAAUUUUAACUUUGGUAAGCGGCGUUUUCCGCCGUUUUUUUUUCGUCGCCUGCUCACUCCGCUACCCCCCGCGUGUGAGUCGGGGCCUGCUGCAUCGCUUUGGCCACGAGGAGUACAGCCACAACAGCUUUAAGGCGAUGGCGGAGUUUGGUAACGGACUAGCGGAGGAAUCGCUAUUAGAUUCAGAUCCUGGACAUCCCGAACUGGAAGACCCUGGUGUAGGCGACGAAGACCCCGGGUUAGAGGAGGGAGAGGCCGCGAUCGAAGACCCGGAGCUGGAGGCAAUCAAAGCUCGGGUCAGAGAAAUGGAGGAAGAGGCAGAGAAGCUGAAGGAGCUCCAGAACGAGGUGGAGAAACAGAUGAAUCUCAGCCCCCCACCAGUCGGCCCUGUCAUCAUGUCCAUCGAGGAGAAGAUGGAGGCAGAUGGCAGAUCUAUUUUUGUCGGAAAUGUGGACUAUGGUGCCACAGCAGAAGAGCUCGAGUCCCACUUCCAUGGCUGUGGUUCAGUAAACAGAGUCACCAUUCUGUGUGACAAAUUCACAGGGCAUCCCAAAGGGUUUGCCUAUAUUGAGUUUGCAGACAAAGAGUCUGUUAGGACGGCAAUGGCUUUGGACGAGUCCCUUUUCAGAGGAAGGCAGAUAAAGGUCGGUGCCAAGAGAACAAACAGACCAGGUAUCAGCACCACAGACCGCGGCUUUCCACGUGCGCGCUUCCGAUCACGAGGAGGUGGCUUUUCGUCACGUGCACGCUACUACAGUGGCUACACACCACCCAGAGGCAGAGGACGGGCCUUCAGGGGCCGAGGGCGAACAACAUCGUGGUAUUCCCCUUACUAAACAUCCCCUCCCCUCCCCCAGUACUCCCUUACUGUUGCCCCCUUCCCUCUCUCUGUUCCCAUUAUUAAAAAAAACACACACACAAUGUGACAAAAACUCCCUCCCCACAAUAAAAAGAAGAGAAAACCCCCAGAGGAGAGAGAAAAAAGAGAAAAAAAAGGAAACCCUGUGGUGGACAGAGACUGACUGCCGCAGUGUGAGAUUGUGUGUGAGCGUGCGUGUGCCCAGGUUGAUGCAGUCAGCCCUGGUAAGGUAUCAGUGUUGGCCGCUGGGGGAGAACACAGUGGCAGAUUUUCAUGGUUGGUUUUAAGUGGGUUUGGGGUUUUUUGGGUAGGGCAGGGCAGGGUUGGAUGGGAUGAAGGGCGGGGGCGGGGAGGGACAGAAUCUCAGGCUGCAGAUGUGUCUCCUUUGGUCUGGCUGUGACCUCCUGCUUUCACUCCAUCACUUACACAGCCCACCUGCUCGCCCACCACUGCCACCACCAUCAGAUCAGUGUGGAGGGAGAGGGUGGGGCAGGUUGGUGGGAGGCAAUGAGAUGACUAGUGUUCUCAUUAGUUUUUUUUUUCGUUUUUUUUUUUUUUCUCCGUUUUGCUUUUUGUAUUAAUCUGUUACCGUACAUGUUUGAAACCUUCCACCAGCCUGAGUGUUGUUGUGUUUUUGUAGUUUACCAUCACCUCCCUCUGUGCCUCCUCUCACCCUCUCUCCCCCCUACCUUCUCUGCAUUGCACCACUGGUGCCCCCCUGCACCACCUACCCACCCGCUCAUAACCCCACGGAGUGUGUGUCUUUGGACAGUGAUGGAACGUCAGUGUUCUUUGGGGUGACUCAUGAUUUUUUCCUUUUCUUCUUUGAGGGCUGCCCCCUCUACUGGUUCAUGCAUGGCCACGCUCGUUUUUUUUUUUUUUUGUUUUUUGUUUUUUGUUUUUUUUUUGCUUUUU